Messenger RNA from Linepithema humile (Argentine ant), 2485 nucleotides. RefSeq names its product Glycerol-3-phosphate acyltransferase 4 (gene Gpat4). NCBI's taxonomy places the organism in Eukaryota, Metazoa, Arthropoda, Insecta, Hymenoptera, Formicidae. The record is from RefSeq and is a predicted model, not a curated record. Gene Ontology annotation, molecular function: glycerol-3-phosphate O-acyltransferase activity. Gene Ontology annotation, biological process: triglyceride biosynthetic process. Gene Ontology annotation, cellular component: endoplasmic reticulum.
CCGAUAGUAUUCACAGGCGAAAAAGAUUUCGACUUGCGAAGUUCACGACAGUAAGCAAAAUGGCGUUGUUGUGGACGGUGAUAUCAUGCGCGUUUUCCUUGCUGCUGAUACCUUUCCUUAUGUUGCUGCUGGCGAUUGUGUUUCUCGCAUCCAUCGGCAAAUCUCUCGGUGUGCGCAGGCUAUACAUCAAAUUGCUGCUGGCUCUCUUCGAGUACGGCAGACAAAACAUAGAAAGCGUGAAGAAGAAAAACGGUACACGGGAUCUGGACACAGAAGAAGGAUGCGAGUCUCCGACGAUCAUAGAACGCGGUUCAACGAUAACGUCGUCUAAAGCACAAAACGGAUGUAUUGGCAACUCGGUGAUAGCCAGGUCGAAGGACUUAAUUUUAGUCCCCGAGCCGGACACGCACAAUCAUAAAAAUCAUGUUGAUGAGGCGAAUCUAACGGAUGAUCAUAAAACCUCAACGAUUGAUGACGAAGAGAAUAGCCUUAAUCAGAAAAAUUCUCUCGAGUCGCUCCAAACCGGAUUUGCGCCAAGCUGUUUGGAUUACAUCAGAUCAGGCGUUGAAGCAAUUAUAGAGGAUGAAGUGACGUCGCGCUUUGAAGCAGAGGAACUUAAGAAUUGGAACCUACUUACUCGAACAAACAGAUACUACGAAUUUAUUUCUUGGAAGCUAACUUUCUUAUGGAUGUUUGGAUUCGUCAUGCGCUACGGUUUUCUUCUGCCUCUAAGGGUAUUCAUCUGCUUCGUAGGGGUACAGUAUCUCUUAUUCGUAACAUUGUUAAUCGGCUCUCUACCGAACGGCCGCGUAAAACGUUGGGCGAGCAACCAGGGCUCUCUUAUUGCGUUCAGGAUUAUGUCCCGUUCUAUCGCGGGUAUGAUCACAGUUCACAAUCCAGAGUAUAAACCAAAGAACGGAGGCGUGUGCGUGGCGAAUCACACGACUACCCUCGAUGUCUGCAUCUUAUCCACGCAAACGACAUUCUCUUUGAUAGGUCAAAGGCAUGGUGGUUUCUUAGGAAUACUACAAAGAGCUCUCGCUCGUGCCUCUCCACAUAUAUGGUUUGAACGCUCUGAGGUCAAAGACAGAGAAGCGGUUGCGAAAAGAUUAAAGCAGCAUGUGUCAGAUCCCACAAACCCACCGAUACUGAUAUUUCCGGAGGGCACGUGCAUCAAUAACACGUCGGUCAUGCAAUUCAAAAAAGGCAGUUUCGAAGUGGACAGCGUUAUCUAUCCCGUGGCUAUAAAAUACGAUCCAAGGUUCGGAGACGCAUUUUGGAACAGCAGUCGAUUUUCGAUGAUACAAUAUUUAUACAUGACGAUGUCGAGCUGGGCGAUAGUCUGUGAUGUGUGGUAUCUCCCUCCGAUGUACAGGGAGGAAGGGGAGAGUGCCAUCGAUUUUGCGAAUCGAGUAAAGUCUGUGAUAGCGCGGCAAGGUGGUCUUGUCGAUCUGCAGUGGGACGGUCAACUGAAAAGGAUGAAACCGAAGAAGGAAUGGAGGGAAAAGCAACAAGAAGAAUUCAGUAAACGACUGAAAGCCGAAUAGAGUCAUCAGUCGCUCUAGUCAUAACUUCAUAAUGCACAUAUUGCGUGAUGUUUGUUUAAGCAAAAUUCAUCCAUUUCAUCCACUCCUGUCAUCGCAUAUUUCCGCAUUAUGUUAUCGUAAGGAAAAUCUAUAUUGCAUUAGUUAUAGUUUGUAUCAUUAAUUUGUAGAUAUAAAUACUUCUGCAAAUAUGAAGUUUGCACUUUUCUGGCAAAUUUCUGAAUACAAACAAUUGGCGAUUAUAACUCUGACGUGUGUGCGAGGUAAUGUAACGUUGUACAUUUAAUGUGAAUGUAACUUUUUAAAUCGUCACUUUUAAAUCGGUAUUUCGUACAUCGCUUAUAUUUUGGUUGGGAUGUUUGAGGUCUCGUUUGAAGAAGUGCAAGCAUGGUAUUUGCUAGUUUUUUAAUAGGUUCGAUAAUCGUGAAGGCAUUACGAAUUUAUUAUUUAUAUGUGAAAUGUGUAAUAUGUUUAAGUGUGUGAUACUUUUUUGCAUGCAUGAGUGUAUAUAGCGCUGAAAACCUUCCCGAUUAUUCGUACAUAUUUUGGAAUUGCCAGGCAAUUGAACAAACGAACAAUUCAGACAGUGCAUUAAUUUUCUCUUAUCAAUGAGGACAGUAAGGGAAAAUAUUAUAGUUUUUGCUGUAGUUAAAAAAAAAGAAAUAAAUAUUUAUUCAUUUUUCCGAAGAAGAUCUAACACAGAAAUGGCAAUUCAGCACUCCAGAUUACCUAUCCUUUAGAAUUAGGAUAUAUUGCGUUAUGUUAUUUUUCUAUUAAAAUCGAAUAGCAUGUCGAUAUAUAUUUUCUACUUUUAUAUUUUAUCUAUGUAGAAAGUGAAAUUCAACUCUCUAUACAGCAAUGAAUGUCAAUAUACCAAUAAAUAUAAUACGCAGUUAGAAAUUUAAAAAUAAAAAUAUUAAUAUAUUAAUAUAUCCAUGAAU